Messenger RNA from Malurus melanocephalus (red-backed fairy wren), 2917 nucleotides. RefSeq names its product 2-phosphoxylose phosphatase 1 (gene PXYLP1). Lineage: Eukaryota; Metazoa; Chordata; Aves; Passeriformes; Maluridae. The coding region runs from base 87 to 1526 and encodes 479 amino acids. Gene Ontology annotation, molecular function: phosphatase activity. Gene Ontology annotation, biological process: chondroitin sulfate proteoglycan biosynthetic process; dephosphorylation; glycosaminoglycan biosynthetic process. The record is from RefSeq and is a predicted model, not a curated record. The transcript has 5 exons. Gene Ontology annotation, cellular component: Golgi apparatus.
UAUAUAUAUUUACCCAUGUUUUGUUGUUUGCAGGAACUACAGAUAUCUGAAGAUGAAACCAUGAAGAGCAAGCAGAGUGAAUAAUAAUGCUUUUCCGAAACCGUUUUCUGUUUUUGCUGGCCUUGGCAGCCUUGUUAGCCUUUUUGAGCCUCAGUCUACAAUUCUUGCAUUUAAUCCCAGUGAACCCUGUCAGGGAAGAUGGGCUGAAUCCCAAGAGCCGCAAGAGAAUAAUGCCUGAUUUGCUGACGGAGCCUCCUGCCAUAGACCCCRUUUAUGAAGCUCAGGUUUACUGCAACAUUCCCAGCAUCGCUGAACGCAGCAUGGAAGGUCAUGCCCCUCAUUAUUUUAAGCUGGUGUCAGUUCAUGUGCUGAUUCGACACGGUGAUCGGUAUCCUCUGUAUGCCAUUCCCAAGACAAAGAGACCUGACAUCGACUGCAUGUUGGUGCCCAGCAGGAAACCUUCUCAUCCUCAGCUUGAAGCCUUCAUUAAGCACAUGUCCAAAGGGUCUGCAGCCCAAAUGGAUGGUUCCCUGAGCAGCCUGCCUCGCUUCCCCAGUCAUUCCCUGUGUGAAAUGGGAGAGCUCACACAGACAGGGGUUGUACAACAUUUGCGAAACGGACAGCUGCUCCGAGAAAUCUACAUCAACAAACACAAACUGCUCCCUGCUGACUGGGCAGCCAAGCAGCUCUACUUGGAGACCACAGGGAAGAGCCGAACCCUGCAGAGCGCCCUGGCRCUGCUCUACACCUUUUUGCCAGAUUUUGACUGGAAGAAAAUUAACCUGAGRCACCAGUGGAGCACCAUUUUCUGCUCGGGGAGCUGCGACUGCCCCAUGAGAAACCACUACCUGGAGGAGGAGCAGCGCAGGCAGUACAGCUUACGGGUGAAAAACAACGACCUGGAGAAAAUCUACGUGGAUAUGGCCAAGAUUGUGGGCAUUCCCACCAGGCAGCUGAGAGCCUCGAACCCCAUAGAUUCCCUCUUGUGCUAUUUCUGCCACAACGUCUCAUUUCCGUGCACCAAAACUGGCUGCAUUGAUAUGGAACACUUUAAAGUGAUCAAGAGACACCAGCUGGAGGAUGAGAGAGAGAGACAGGAGAAGAAACUUUACUUCUUGUACGCACUGUUGGCCACUCACCCUCUCCUCAACCAGACUGUCAAUCGGCUGCAGCGUAUUGCAGAAGGCAAGAAGGAAGAAGUGUUUGUUCUCUACUCUGCACAUGAUGUCACCUUGUCACCUGUUCUSAGUGCCUUGGGCAUUACAGAGGCCAGAUUUCCUAGAUUUGCUGCCAGAUUAGUUUUUGAGCUGUGGCAGGACGGGAAGAGGCCCAAAGAACAUUUUAUCCGCAUCCUGUACAAYGGUGCUGAUGUCACAUUCCAGACCUCCUUUUGCAGGGAUCACUAUAAACGUUCCAGCAAGCCAAUGUGCCCGCUAGAGAAAUUUGUCAGCUUUGUCAAGAGGGAUAUGUUCUUGAUUUUUAACAGCACCAGCUACUAUGAUGCGUGUCAUAGGAGAGCUCUGUAGAGCAGGGGAGAGGAGAGGAGGCAGUGUUAAAUUGUGUCAGCCAGAGGUGCAGUUCAGUUUUGUUACUUCUUGUACCUGUAAGUACAGGAAGGUAUUGCUUGAAACAUUCUUCAAAUAGUUUUAUUUUCAUUCAGGCUGCAGAUGGCCUUCAGUAGAAGAACAAAUGCCAAGGGUUCUGUGUGUGUGUGUGUGUGUGUGUGUGCUCACAAAUGCUGGUAACUCUUGUGAUAAAUCAUGUGGAUGAAUGUAACCCAGCCCUUGCUUGAUAGUGAGAGCAUAGACUUUGUGUUUCUCUGUUCCAGAGCAAUACUUGGAUUUCAUAAGUUUAAAGCCAAAACUAUUUUUUUCUUCACCACCAUCAUUUUAAGCAGUUCGUGUCAGGGUCAUUGUGAAUUCCAGGCAUCUGCAUCAAGGCAUUUGUAAGGAAUUUUUGAAUUUCCUUACUCAGAGGAAGCCUUUAAUGUCGUAGAGUGGGUCCUUGAAGCCAAAUGUGUGUGUGUGUGUGUGUGUGUGUGUGUGAAUCCUUCCCUGAGCAUGUACAAAUGAGCGUGUGCCUUUUGGGCCUCACAGACCUAGAACUCCUGGGCUGUUGUUUCCAGGGGUGUACUGGAAAAUGGAUACAAAACUCUGCUCUUUGAUCGCACUUUCAGCACUUUGAAUAGUUCAGACACGGUCUAGAAAUACAUAAAGGUCUUGUGACGUUAAAGUAGGUAGCAAACACUAACAGCACCACUAAACCUGAGCGGGAAAUUAGGGGUAGAAAUCAGUUUUAUGGUGAAGUKUUGGGCUCUUUCCCACUGUGAACGUGUUCAAGCUGUUGUGCUAUGGAACGAAUCAGUGUUUUAGGAAUUUGCUAUGGUGACUGCUUGAGAUAGCCUGACUAAAUACUGAGAAAAUUUUGUAGUUAAGUUAGUAUUUUUAUGGACUAGGAACUCUUCUUUUGUAAGACCAGACUUGUACAUACUGUACUGUGUAUAUUUGUAACACAGUAGAUCUUUCUUACUUGUUUAGUUUGUAAAGACUUGUGGAGGUCACUUUUUAGACAUUUUUUUYCCUUGAUCAGGAUGUUUAGACUUAAGAAUAAACUGUCUUUUAUGGGUAAUUUGGACAGUGAGUAGAUAUGGAAACUUGUACUUCAGACUGCUUUCAUCUCUGUAGGACUAGUAAAUUGAGAACCRAUUUUUAAUAGAACUCAUAGAAAUUUUAUAAUGGUGGAGGUUUUUUAACCUCUAGAAAUAAAUUAGUUUGUGGCUUGUGAUUCAAUGGUGCUAGUUUGUCAAAGAAAACAUAACUCAGCAUUAAGUUCUCUGACUGUUGGCAUUCCACUCUCUCUGUUUUCAAUGCUGCAUUUGAACAUGUUUCUUUAAAUAAAAUUCUGGGGUCUCUUUGUA